This is a messenger RNA of Gambusia affinis (western mosquitofish), 5770 nucleotides long. It is a transcript of the gene st3gal3b, whose product is annotated as ST3 beta-galactoside alpha-2,3-sialyltransferase 3b. Bases 540 to 2000 code for a protein of 486 amino acids. The record is from RefSeq and is a predicted model, not a curated record. The transcript is spliced from 17 exons. Lineage: Eukaryota; Metazoa; Chordata; Actinopteri; Cyprinodontiformes; Poeciliidae. Gene Ontology annotation, molecular function: sialyltransferase activity.
CCAACAAGCGCUAUAGGUCUGAGGAUCUGUUUCACUGCUGCUGAGCCAUGACUAUUAUAGCUGGAAGGGGGCUGAGCCUUGUGCUGGAUAUAAAUGCUUUCAAACUGAGCGAAGAACAGUACAACGUGGAUGUGAGUAAUACCUUUCGUGAAGAGACGGAUGGUCUGGUCCGAUGAUCUAAACCCCACUAUAACAGGGAGCGGAGGGGCGCAUCUUAAGUCAGUCACAAAAGGACUUUCUCAUGUGACUCCAGUGGUUGUCUAUGUACUUUUAGUAAGCUGCUGCGCCUGGGAAUCUCUGAAGGCUCUUUUCGCAGAGCUGUUGAGACUGGCUGAAACGGCGCAGUCAUGCUGGCCCUGUUCUGUUUAAUGGACUAAGGACCUCCACAGAUGUUACCAAAAUGUGUCGGAGAGGAAGAGAAGCAUGGUUGCUUCAACCUGUACAUAAUUUUAUUUGAGGAAUCAUCUGUUUCACAUCUUGGGACUCAAAUAAAAAGAAAGGUGAUGACCUUGAUGGUGCCAUGUGAAUGACCUUAGACCAUGAAGCCCACACACAAGCUGCUGUUUGUCCUGUGUGCCUUGCUGGUGCUGGGCUUUAUUUACUACUCUUCUUGGAAGCUACAUCUAUACGUAUGGGGACAGAAGCCUCUAUUAGCAGAGAGUCAGGGAGGAUUCGGACCAGAGGCCAGGAUCAGGACAAGAAGCGUCUACCCAGUAAUAACAAAGAGUCAGGGAGGAAUCAGAUCAAAGGCCAGGAUCAGAACAAAGAGGGGCUACCCAGAGAAAGAUGCAGAGGAGACGUCUGUAGCACUGACUAAAGGUGCUGAAGUGAAAAGAAUUGCAGAGCUGGAAAAUGACAUCAACGUUGGACGAAUAGUAAGCUCAGGGUACGAUAAGCAGGGCUUUCUGCUGCAGCUGGAAACGAAACUGCCACCGGAGUUGGCAUACAAGUAUGGCAACCUCAGCGAAGGGGUCUGUAAACCAGGAUAUGCAGCAGCCAAAAUGACAUCCAUCUACCCUAAGUUUGUGAAGCUAGCACCCAUGUUCCUCGACCGGAACUUCAAACAACACACAAAAAUCAAAAACUACCUGCCUCCAUUUGGCAUCAAAACUCAAGAGAGAAUAAUCGACAACAUUUUAAGUGAAACAAAAAGUUUUGGACUCGGGGAGGACCUCGACAGUCUCAGCUGUAAAAGAUGCAUCAUAGUGGGAAACGGGGGGAUCCUGUACAAUAAGUCUUUGGGCUCCCGUAUAGAUGAAUAUGAUGUUGUUGUGAGGUUAAACGGUGCCCCAAUAGCUGGUUACAAAAGAGAUGUAGGGACCAAAACCACAUUGAGGAUUACCUACCCAGAGGGAGCAAUCCAGAAAUCUGAACACUAUGAAGGCGACUCACUCUUCGUCUUUUCUGCUUUCAAACCAAUUGAUUUUAAGUGGCUGAAAAACAUGGUCUUCAAGGAAAAACUGCUAGUAGAACACACUGGAAGACAGAUGUCUAGAAGUGACAGGGGAAAAAUAUGGCUGUGGGGAAAAAAAUGGAUGCAGGGAGAAAGUUUCCAGAAUACAAAGAUAGUGAUGAAGAUGAAAAAAGGGAUAAAGUACAAGAUUGUCAAGAAAAAGAGUCGUAUGGAGGGCUUCUGGAAGUCUGUAGCGCAGCAUGUGCCUCGGAAGCCAGCUGAAAUGAGGAUCCUCAACCCAUACUUCAUCCAGGAGGCUGCAUUCCAGUUCAUAGGCCUGCCAUUUAACAAUGGUUUAAUGGGCAAAGGGAACAUUCCAACUUUGGGAACAGUUGCUAUAACCAUGGCACUUCAUAACUGUGACGAGGUGGCGGUGGCUGGCUUUGGCUACGACAUGACCUCUCCUCAAGCACCUCUGCACUAUUAUGAGAGCGUCAAGAUGUCUGCCAUUAAAGAGUCUUGGACACACAACAUAUCCAAGGAGAAGGAGUUUCUCCGCAAGCUGGUAAAGGCCAACGUUAUCACAGAUCUCACCAAAGGUAUCUGAGUUUACACCCAACUCCAGCCGCCUUCCGUCAUUUCUGUCGGAACAACGAACUGAAAGCUGGAUUGACUCAUGGAGCAGAGAACCGACCGCCCGCCCCUGCCCCAUUAAGCCAGGCCUGGUCACUGCCGGGUUAGAAGGAGAUAACUAUCAAAGAAGUUUCUAAGAGUUUUGCUGAAAGAUGCACUCAUGUGCCUUCAGAACCAAAGACCCCUGCUCAUCAAAGCGGGGGCAGAACAGGCUGCAGGAUGAUUUGAUCUGCCUGGCACCUGUUGAAGUAUUGCUGUGCUGGGCCCAUCACUAUAAAGUAUCACACACCUGAAGCGGAAUGGUAACAGUGAGAGGACAGCUGAAGGAAUGAAGUGAAACUGAACGUGUGGGGGAUGGGUCGAGUAUUAGCAGUGCCAAAUGUACCUCGGAAAGGGGAGAAGACCCCCCCUCUCCCGUUUUGUCUGAAUGUAUUCUCUGUAAAUAUCAAAGAUUUAUACUGUGCUUUUUACCAAGCUGCAGUAGCUCCAUAAUCACAUCCGCCUCCUUCCAUUCAUUCACUUAUGAAAUCAUUCACUCAUCAUCUAUUCAUCCUUUUCUGUAUUCAAGUGUAACUCCUUCCAAGCCCACUGGCAUCACACCACCUGCUGCAUAAAGCAGCAAAAUCAUAAGAAUGGAUCUCCACGAAAGGCAUAGUAAGAGGUAUGAACUAGGGGUUGCACAACUUCAUAUUUGUUAAAGCUGAUGUCGGUACGAUAAAACUUGAGUUGACAUCGACUGAUCACUGUGACAUCAUAGAAACACAAGAGAAAAUGCUUCACAUUAGCUUACAGACAACAUAUCCAAGGAGAAGGAGUUCCUCCACAGGAAUGUUUGUCAAUAUGCACAGGAGAUAUUGACAAAAGACCACUUAGACAGAAACGGCACAUAAAGGAUGUACCAACAUGCACCCGACAUCCAUGUUCAGACAUCAUAAGUUAAAUCUAUUAUAAACGAAUCAGAGUUUCUAAUGAAUUUACAGUUGAAAUUAUUGCACUCACCUGCUGCUUCUGCCCCCCAAUGUGCAGCAGGAUCUUCCAGUGACUCAGGGCAGCAGCUCUCUGACUUUUGCACGAUGAACCAGCAUGUAGACAACAGCAGGGAUAGACCGUCAGAUCCUCAGAAUGCAGCUUGAGCCACAUCUCCAGAUGUUGUCGCACUAUUUUUCUAAGCGUGAAACCAUUUUUUUUUUUAAAGAAAAAACAAAAGAGGCAGAAGACAUGUGGCAAGGAACAGAGGCUGCUGUCUGUGGCCUCUGCAUACGGGGUGUCUGCUCUAAUCACAGCACCAUGCGACGGCCCUAUUCCGGUACCUCUGUGGUAAAUGAGUUUGGAUUGUAUUUUUAUACAAUUCAAACUAUCUGACAAAUUCACAUAGUUCCUCAUUUUUCUUCUUCUUGAAAGGGUCAGUUUUGUCACGUGAUUGGGAUUAGUCAACUAGCCACAUAAAGGAACACGGCAGAAUAAGGAAUCAACUAGUUGGUGCAACCCCUAGUUUUGACCCUUUGCAGCUAUGUCACCUCAUCAUGUUGAAGUGCCAUGAUGGAUAUAGAAAGUGAGAGACGGGAGCAUUGAACAGAGUUAUGAUUGUUUUCCCAAGUUUUUUUUUGCCAGCAUAACAAAAAAAAUUGUGCUUCUUAUUUUUCUAGUCAGGCUUAUCACAAUAAAUUUGGAUUUCCUUCUUGUCCGUUUGUUAUGCUUGUGUGCAGCAGUCUGAUCAUUUUUAAAGUGAAACCAGCAACAUGUAAGUGAUAUUAGGUUACCAACUAUGUUUUUUCACAAACUUUACAGGAGUUACCAUGUGGGUAGGUUGUUGUCAUGUGUCAUGGCGAAGUGUUACGCUUUCUGAAGAGCGUGUCAUCACAUGCAAAGGGUCUGUGAUUCAAAGACAGAAGUUUGGAAACUGAAGUAAAUUCAUAUCAUGCUUAUCAUCUCUGAAUUGUACCAGAAACCUGAACAUUUCUCACUCUCGAUGACAAGUCUGUUCUCAUUGGGAGACCCUUCCUGUUGCAGAUUCAUUAUUUUUAAGAGUUCUUUGUCACUCCUCCAGAGCAUUUAGCCUAUAUAUAUCAUAUCUACUUUUAGCCACUUAUCUGAAAGGUUAGACGCCAUCAGCAUCCAAUUCUGAAGAGUUAUGGCUAAACACUAAGGUAGGUCUUUGUUUAAUGAAGAAACUGUAACAAUAUCUAUUAUGAUUUGAUUCAUAUCUUUAUUACUGCAUCAGCUCUAAGCGUUCCCAACCAGAUCAGUAAGGGGCUCCACUCUGCUCACCGAUAAGACGCAUGUUUCGACUCCCCUACUGCUACAAGUUUUGUGUUCUUUAGUAAACGGUAAAAUUUUGGUUUGUAUAAAAUAAUUAUAUAUAUUUUUUUUGUCGUUGUGUUGAUUUUGCCUGCGACAGACUGGCAACUUGUCCAGGGUGAACCCCGCCUCUCGCCCAGAACGUUAGCUGGAGAUAGGCACCAGCCCCCCUCCUGACCCCACUGGGGACAAGGGUGUUAGAAAAUGGAUGUAUGGAUGGAUGGAUGGAUGGAUUGAUUUUGAUUAUUUAUUUUGUUACUAAAUCCCCUUUCUGUGGUCACAGGUUGACCUGCUUCCUGUUACAAGCAAAUACGAGCAGCUUUGAGUUUGGGGAAUCUCGAUUCCUGACUGUGCUUCCUGAAGACACUUUUGGUCUGUUGGAGACGCAGCAUUAUGAUGGAACCCAUGUCCGUUCCAGGUGUUCCGCUGCAGUAGAGAGAAAAAUUGAAGGAGUCUGAGGUUGAUGAAGCUCCAGUUGACUCAGUGCUGAUCUGAUCUGUGCAUUCUGGCAGGUUCUGCGUCACCUCAGUAUUUUAUAAGAAACUGUCAGGUUGUCGCAGUCAAAACAUUUUUUGCUUCCACUUAACGUCUACAAUUGUUUGUUUGAAUGCUUUAAUCAGCUUACACGGCAUGUCAGGGCUGCUUUUAUAAAGCAAUCUGUCUGUUUUCAGGUUUCAGCUGGUAUUUGGUACAUUGUUUACAUCACUUCAGAUUGUCUCCUCUCAAUCACUAAGCUCUUGCUAUUUUGUUCAGUUUCAUGCGUCAGUGUGUACUCUGUGGCGUUCGGCGGAGGUCCUGGAUUGGACUGUGUUUAGAACAAAGGUGCAGCCAUAGGUGACCUUUGAACUGUCACAGUGCCAUCAUCAGGGACCGCAGUUGACUCAGUAUGUCAGGCUUGAAUGGGGCGGAGCGCUUAACAUAUCUGCAGUGGGUCUGUUGUUGAACUGGUGGCGUCUUUAGCUCGUAUGUUACAAAUUGAAGCUCUGCAAACGGGGUUUCUGUUUUGUGCCUUUUUAUAGAUGGAAACGGGAGCAGGAGGAAUGAGAACAGAGGUCAGAGCGCAGUCUCCUCAGGCUCUUGGGUAUUGGCUCUAAUUGGACUAGGAUCAGUCCGACAUGUUCCUUAAAACCAACCAAACAUCCAUCACCGUCUGCAAAGCUCUGACCUCUUUAGAGUUAGCUUUUCCCAAUAUCAAAUUAUGGAGGAGUUUAUAUGGAUUGAAUCUGAAUCACCCCUCAACUGUACCCCAACUACUCAUGGAUUGUCUCUGAGGUGGAAUGUAUUUGCUUGAUUUUUUUUUCUUUUUCUGAUCAUUAUAUUUAUAAAUCCUUAUUUUUCAACAUUGCAGCAUAAGUGGAAAGUGAUGAAUCAAGUAUUUCUCUUUUUGUACAGUUAUACAGUUCUGUAUAACAGCUUUAAACAAUUCAAUAAAAAAGUUCAAACACA